Vicugna pacos (alpaca) is the source of this 2363-nucleotide messenger RNA. It is a transcript of the gene WDR41, whose product is annotated as WD repeat domain 41. Gene Ontology annotation, biological process: regulation of autophagy. The record is from RefSeq and is a predicted model, not a curated record. Gene Ontology annotation, molecular function: protein binding. Lineage: Eukaryota; Metazoa; Chordata; Mammalia; Artiodactyla; Camelidae. Gene Ontology annotation, cellular component: lysosomal membrane.
GCGUGCUCACUCGGUGCCGCGCGCGCGCCUCUGAACCUCCACGGACUCUGUAGCUUUCGGCUGCGCCUCCCUUGGCGGCUACCCUUAACCAUACCUCUGUCGCUGGGUACGGCAGCACUUUGGGGACAAAAAUCUGCCCUCUUCAGUGGGCUCUGCUUAGCACUUCUUCCUUGCGUGGACAAAUCUGAGGGGGCAAGUAUUAGCGUCUCCGCUCGCUGCUACCCGAGAGGUAGGAGGAGGCUGAACCCGGCGCGGAGUUCGGCCUGACUGCGGCCUGGGCCCGGCGAGACGCCUUCGCUGGCCGGAUGUUGCGAUGGCUGAUCGGCGGAGGACGAGAACCUCAGGGACUGGCCGAGAAAUCUCCUUUACAGACAAUAGGUGAAGAACAAACCCAGAACCCCUACACUGAACUGCUUGUACUGAAAGCUCAUCAUGACAUUGUACGAUUUCUGGUACAGUUAGAUGACUACAGAUUUGCAUCUGCUGGUGAUGAUGGAAUUGUAGUUGUGUGGAAUGCCCAGACAGGAGAAAAACUUCUGGAACUCAAUGGACACACUCAAAAGAUAACAGCUAUUAUUACGCUUCCUUCUUUGGAAGCUUGUGAAGAAAAAAAUCAGCUGAUCUUGACAGCCUCUGCUGAUAGAACAGUUAUUGUAUGGGAUUGUGAUACUGGCAGACAAGUUCAGAAAGUAUCAUGCUUCCAGUCUACUGUAAAGUGUUUAGCUGUUCUUCGGAGACUAGAUGUUUGGCUCUCUGGUGGGAAUGACCUGUGUAUGUGGAACCGAAAAUUAGAUCUCCUGUGUAAGACCAGUCACCUUUCUGAUACAGGGAUCAGUGCUUUGAUUGAAAUACCUAAGAACUGUGUUGUGGCAGCAGUUGGCAAAGAACUGAUAAUUUUCAGGUUGGUAGCACCCACCGAGGGAUCACUAGGAUGGGAUAUUCUUGAAGUUAAGCGCCUCCUUGAUCACCAGGAUAAUAUUCUUUCACUGGUUAAUGUCAACGAUUUGAGUUUCGUAACUGGCUCCCAUGUUGGAGAGUUGAUCAUCUGGGAUAUCCUGGACUGGACUGUGCAGGCCUGUGAACGCAACUUCUGGGACCCAUCUCCACAGCUGGACACUCAGCAAGAAAUAAAACUCUGUCAAAAACCAAAUGACGUUUCCAUUCAUCAUUUCACAUGGGAUGAAGAGAAUAUAUUUGUUGCAGUUGGAAGGGGUUUGUACGUGUAUAACCUUCAAAUGAAGCGUGUGAUUGCCUGCCAGAAAACCGCACAUGACUCCAGUGUCUUGCAUGUUGCCAAACUUCCAAACAGGCAGUUAAUCUCAUGCUCAGAAGAUGGCAGUGUACGCAUUUGGGAGUUACGAGAAAAACAGCAGCUUGCGGCUGAACCUGUACCAACAGGUUUUUUUAACAUGUGGGGAUUUGGAAGAGUAAAUAAACAAGCCAGCCACCCUGUUAAAAAGCAACAAGAGAAUGCCACUUCGUUCUCAUUGGAGCUUAUUGGAGAUUUGAUUGGACACUCGUCAUCUGUGGAGAUGUUUCUGUACUUUGAAGAUCAUGGACUAGUGACAUGCUCUGCAGAUCAUCUCAUUAUUUUGUGGAAAAAUGGAGAACGUGAAUCUGGACUGCGCAGUUUAAAGUUAUUUCAAAAAUUAGAGGAGAAUGGUGACUUAUAUCUUGCUGUCUAGUUCAAGGAAUUUGGAACACCUGUGCAUGAACCUUGAACAUCAAAUAUAGGGUAAUACUCUGAAAACCAAUUACCGUAUUGAUCACUUAAAUUUUGUAAUUUUUUUUUCUUGUUACACCAUAAAAUUCCGGUUGUUUGAACUCCUUUUUUUCUGGGCCUACAAACCAGCAAGUUGCUUAUCAGAUAUUAGUAUAUUCAUCAAAUAUAGCACAACUUUUCACUUGACUUUUCACAUAGCAGUUGGUUUUUACAAAGUGAAGUUUUCAGAUUUUAGUACAAAUGUGUGUUGAAGAAGAAUAUUUAGAGAAAGAUUUUUUUAUGCUUAAAAAAAGGGAGGAGGAGCUGCUGCUUUGCGCCAGGACCGGAGAACGUACGUAGAUCUUCUGUCAGAUAUGCCACGCAAUGCUCAUUGUCCUUUUCAUAUUCUUCUAUUGUACUGUAUUUUUCUCCAUUAAGCAGUUUUCAUUUUUAAUUUAAACCAGUGAUUGUGAACAUUAUUUGGUUUUGUGCAAUAAGCAGGGGUAAGCGUGUAAGUCCUUCUCUCCUCUCUUUUUGGCUUUUAAUUUUCCUCCAUAAUGGACUUUGGAGAGUCUGCCUUAGGUUAUGAGUUUAUAAAAUUGUUUUCUUGGAUUGUAUACAGUAUUACUUGAAUUAUAAAAAGGAAUUCAUAGAUUUCUAA